Messenger RNA from Austrofundulus limnaeus, 1020 nucleotides. It is a transcript of the gene ccdc180, whose product is annotated as coiled-coil domain containing 180. The record is from RefSeq and is a predicted model, not a curated record. NCBI's taxonomy places the organism in Eukaryota, Metazoa, Chordata, Actinopteri, Cyprinodontiformes, Rivulidae.
GAGGAAGCAGCUGGCUGGUGACGAUGAUGAUGUCAUCGCUGACGUCAUCAGACUUCCUGACUCUGUAGAAACUAAUCAUCCUCCAUCUAACAUCACUGAUGAAUUGAAGAAGAAGAGUGAGAAACACGAUGAAGCUCUGAAGCAGCUGGAGACACACCUGACUCACCUGUCCCAGGUCGUGUCGAUGAGAUCAGGGUUCUUCUCAGGAAACACCUCCUCCUGCUGGAGGAGAUCAGCUUCCUGCCUCCACCUGACCUCCAGAGACUGAUCCACACCGAGACCCAGGUGUUGAACCAGUCUCUGCUGGCGAACCGUCGCAGCGUGGCCCUCCUGCUGCUGCACCUGCAGGAGGAGAUCCUGCAGCAGGAGACCUUCCUCCUCCUGCAGUGGGAGCAGAGUCUGAACCUGUGGAGGAGCAGCAGGAUCCAUGAGACUGUAGACCAGAUAAGGGCCCUCUGCAGCAGUGAUGAGGACCUGCAGCUGGUCUCAGAUCAGCAGAACCAGAUCCAGCUCGCUCUGACAGAAGAACGUUGUGACAUCAUCAGGAAGAUCUGCUCUUUGGUCCCGCCCACCUGUUCGUCUGCAGUGGUUUCUGAUUGGUUCAGUGAGCUGACAUCCAUCAACCAGCAGAUUGACCGUCUUCAUGAGGACCUCCUCCAUCAGCUGACAGGUGUUCACCUGCAGAGGUGUCAGAACCAGCAGGCUGCAGUGGAGCGCUGUCAGGUGGCGCUCUCAGCUCUCCAGGUGUCAGACCAACAGGUGGAUGACAUCAUCUCCUCUCAGGUUCUCCCUCUGAUUGGUCAAAAGCAGAGUCAGGAUGAAGAGCAAGUGGCUGCUUUAGAUCAGGUGUGCCGUCACUCUGUGUCUCGUCAUGCUGUCAGCAUCAGCAGGUGUGUCUUUGCUGUGAUGCAAGCAGCAGCGAUGAUAUGGGAGACACACUGCUGCAGGUGGAAGAGGAGAGAAGAAGAGCUGCAGCAACACCUGGAUGACAUCAGACAGACACAACAGCAACACAUACAG